This is a messenger RNA of Hyposmocoma kahamanoa, 1673 nucleotides long. It is a transcript of the gene Caf1-55, whose product is annotated as probable histone-binding protein Caf1. The record is from RefSeq and is a predicted model, not a curated record. The transcript has 10 exons. Gene Ontology annotation, cellular component: nucleus; NuRD complex; ESC/E(Z) complex. Lineage: Eukaryota; Metazoa; Arthropoda; Insecta; Lepidoptera; Cosmopterigidae. Gene Ontology annotation, biological process: regulation of gene expression. Gene Ontology annotation, molecular function: histone binding. Bases 112 to 1410 code for a protein of 432 amino acids.
CUACCGAAACACAACGCCAAGAGAGUUGUUGUUUGGCGCCUUUACGGGGCCGGUAAGUUUUUUUAGGAUUUCGCCACCUAUUCAGGCGAAAAGCAAUUUAUAUUUAGUGAAAUGGGUGACAAAGGCGAUGGAGAAGCCUUCGACGAUGCAGUAGAGGAGAGAGUCAUCAACGAAGAAUACAAGAUAUGGAAAAAGAACACUCCGUUCUUGUACGAUUUGGUGAUGACACAUGCGCUGGAAUGGCCCUCUCUGACCGCGCAGUGGCUUCCCGACGUCACCAGACCUGAAGGAAAAGACUAUUCUGUGCACAGGUUGAUCUUGGGCACGCAUACAUCAGACGAACAAAACCACCUGCUGAUAGCGAGUGUUCAGCUCCCAAAUGAAGAUGCACAGUUUGAUGCCAGCCACUAUGACAAUGAUAAAGGUGAAUUUGGAGGCUUUGGAUCAGUAUCUGGUAAGAUUGACAUUGAGAUCAAGAUCAACCAUGAAGGGGAAGUAAACCGAGCACGCUACAUGCCUCAAAACCCGUGUGUCAUUGCUACUAAGACACCUUCCUCAGACGUGCUGGUGUUUGAUUAUACCAAGCAUCCAUCUAAACCUGAACCUUCAGGGGAAUGCCAUCCUGACUUGAGACUGAGGGGGCAUCAAAAAGAAGGUUAUGGUUUAUCGUGGAAUCCAAAUCUCAAUGGCUACCUCCUUUCAGCCAGUGACGAUCACACAAUCUGCCUGUGGGACAUUAACGCGACGCCAAAGGAGGGGCGCGUGAUUGAUGCCAAGUCAGUGUUCACCGGUCACACGGCAGUUGUCGAAGACGUCGCCUGGCACUUGCUGCACGAAUCCCUCUUUGGUUCAGUAGCUGAUGACCAGAAGCUUAUGAUUUGGGAUACUAGAUGUAACAACACGUCGAAACCGUCGCACACAGUGGACGCCCACACCGCGGAGGUAAACUGCCUUAGUUUCAACCCUUACUCAGAGUUCAUUCUCGCUACGGGCAGUGCUGACAAAACGGUCGCAUUAUGGGAUCUCCGUAAUUUGAAAUUGAAGCUGCAUUCAUUCGAGUCGCACAAAGACGAGAUCUUCCAAGUGCAGUGGUCGCCACACAACGAAACCAUACUCGCAAGCAGUGGCACAGACAGGAGACUGCACGUAUGGGACUUAUCAAAGAUUGGCGAAGAACAGACGGCAGAGGACGCUGAAGACGGGCCGCCGGAGCUGCUGUUCAUCCACGGAGGACACACUGCCAAGAUUUCAGACUUCUCAUGGAACCCCAACGAACCGUGGGUCAUUUGCUCUGUCUCAGAAGAUAAUAUCAUGCAGGUAUGGCAAAUGGCGGAAAACAUUUAUAACGACGAGGAGCCAGAGACUCCGGCGUCCGAACUGGAGUCGGGCGUAAACGUGAACCACGGCUAGCCGUCCGCCUCCUCACCCGCAACUCCCCCCGCGCUGGCCCUCGCCCCCGCCGACUGCGACUAAGCCGACAUCAGUACGUACAAUGUGUACACUACAGAUAUCAUAGAUUGUUACUCUGAUGCAGUGAUAACAGGAUCUGCUUAGUCUAUUCAAUUUAAGAAUACAAUAUCUUAUUGAAACCACGGGAUUAGUUCAAUUACUACUUCAUUUUAAUCCAACUAUAGUGUACCUUCUUAAACGACAGAUUCUAUUUUCUAUUAGCC